This is a messenger RNA of Alternaria arborescens, 639 nucleotides long. RefSeq lists its product as hypothetical. Lineage: Eukaryota; Fungi; Ascomycota; Dothideomycetes; Pleosporales; Pleosporaceae. The transcript is spliced from 2 exons. The coding region runs from base 1 to 639 and encodes 212 amino acids. The record is from RefSeq and is a predicted model, not a curated record.
AUGGUCUACAUCACCUCUGACCUUUUCGGUCCGAACACACUACACGAGCGACAAUACGACGACUCGCCAAAUUACUGGCAUGCCAUGGCUCACCAACAACAUGCCGCCGGCUUGGGCAAGAGAAAGAGGAUGGCCGCCGAUGAUGGACCACAACAAAACAUAACACGCCAACAUCGGCCGUCACCCAGUCGCGACUCCAACCGUCUACAUCUCCACAGUACCCCGCCUUUCGACAGCAACAGCAACUUACCCUGCUCCCUCUUCCCAUCAAAACAACACGAAUACACAUCAGAACGACGGCCGGUUAAGCAGUUGAAACGCCUCAGUCCAAAAGCGCCCCUUGUCAAGUCGACAUCACAUCUGAUGGACGUUGACUUUGAUCUUCCGCCGACAUGCCAAAGCCAAUCACACGCCGUUUCCGACUUGCGAUCCUGUCACGCCUGCAACAAGGCGCCUAAGCGACGAAAGGACUUGGAGAAUUACCUCGACUGCAGGAGGUGCGAAGGGCGGACGUGCUUUAUCUGUGCGAGGCAAUGUGUAGGGUGCAGCAAGGCCAUCUGCAAGAAGUGCAUAGUAGAGGUUGGAGAAGAGGGGGAUGCUUGGUGUUUGGACUGUUACUCGCGUAAUAUCAAUUCGUGA